AUGGUAGCUCUCACCGCAGCCGAGUCGGCUCUACUUCACCUCAACGAGCCCCAAGCGUCCACCUCGGGGCUUGUACAGGAUGCCUGUGCCGCCGAAGCGCUCAAGGUGCUGCACUCGCCCUUCGCACGCGCAUGCUGGCAAAUCGACUCCGGAGCUUUAUCGUCGUCGGCCACACCUCGCUUUGGGAUAGACCUCGCGUCCCUACCGACGCGAGAUGAACCCAAUUUUGAGCUCAAUCUACUCUCGGUUGGAGUCGCAGCCCUGCACGCGUUUGUGCAAAUCAACUGGACCGGACCGACGCUCGAGCUCGAUCCUCGGGACUUGUUCGACAGCAAGGACGGAGCAUCGACCUUCGCACCCGAACAAAUCAACGAUACCGCGAUCGAAGAAUUGGCCUACAGUGGAGAACCGGCGUACCAUCUGACCAAGCACGCCAUCCUACUCGUGCUGGCCUUGCAAAUCUUUGGUCUGCUCCGGUCGCCCUACGACACCGCCGACUCGGAGGAGAACCUGCCCUCGACCUCGUCAACCUUGGUCUCGACCAUCCCCACAAGUCUGAGAUGGAGCCUGGAAUCUGUCAAGAUCUGGCGUCUGCGAGCUGGCCUCGUCUGGCUCAAGAUCCUCGACGAACCUGUCCCCUUACCCCUGUCCAUCGCAUCCGAGGCCUCGACGCUCCGUCUGGCCCUCCCGCACGACUCGCCCGACCGAGCCUCCCUCUCCCUCUCCCUUUCUCUCCUUUCGACCCUUCUAAGUCGAUCUUCCCCCCACUCGACUGCACAAAAGGAAGCCUCGGCUUUGGCGGUGCAAGCCGCUCAGGAGAUUGGUCUCGAAUGGGAAUUGACGGGUAGGAUGGGCAAGAGGACCAAAUGGCAAGUCGACGAAAAGACCCAACUCGUCGUUCUGGCGCGCGAUCGAACGAGUCAACAAGCCAAAGAUGAAGAGACGUCGAAGCAGGUCGAGACCGCAGCCGCUCCCACUCCUGUUCCGGAAGCGUUCGCAUUGAACGACGAUACAUUGCUCGAGCGGACAGCCUUCACGCAGGACUCUUCGGCGCCGAAACCUGUCGAUGAGGAUCCCGACAGUCUCUCGUCGAUGGACCCGACCUCGCAACCCGACAUCUCGCCCUUUUCUCAGAGUGUCCUUCUCGCCCUCUCCCUCGCGACCCUACCCGCCCCGACCUCACUCAUGAAUCUCUCUGCGGACGUGCUGUCGACCUCCCAAGUCUCCUCCUUCGUUUCGCGCGUCGUUCUCCAACCCCAAAACUGGUCCGUGCAUUCGAUGGCCCUCCUCCUACGUUGCCGAGCCGAAGCCGGUCGGUCGCGCACCGUCGAACGCGGUGUACUACAAAUGCAAGCUCUCGUCGAUCAACUCAAAGACGGUUCUCCGCGGGACAUCUCCGCCAUUUCCUCCGCCGUCAAAUCGGAAGAUAUGGCCCCAGCGCGGGAUCGACUCGCCCACUUCCACGCGCUCAAUCUACCGCCUUGGUGGGAGAUGGAACGUGAGCUUGCAACGCGAUACGGUUCGCUCGGGAUUACGAAAUCCGCUUUGGAGAUCUUCACCCGUCUUGAGAUGUGGGAAGAAGUAGCGCGUUGUUGGACUUCACUCGAGCGCGCGGACCGAGGGAUAGCGAUCAUUCGUGAAUUACUCGAAGGGAAGAAGGUCGAAACGGAAUUGGUGAUGGAGGCGCGCAAGACCGAUGGUGCUUCGAGGAUCCUUCGAGGUGGUCCGAGGAGAGAAGCCAAGAUGUGGUGCAUCUUGGGCGAAUUGGAAAAGGAUUCCCAACAUUUUGAAAAGGCGUGGAUCGUUUCGGGCAAGACGUCGUCGCUCGCACAAAGAUCCCUUGGGGCAACUUACUGGGCGGCGAACGAUUACGAGAAAGCGCGCGAUGCGCUUCGACUCGCACUGGCGAUCAACCCCCUGUUCCCUCGCUCUUGGUUCGUACUCGGUUGUGCGGAGAUGAGGUUACUCAAUUGGGCGGGCGCGCAGGAGGCUUUUGGACGGUGCGUCGCACUAGAGGACGAUGAUGCGGAGAGUUGGAGCAAUCUCGCGAGUUGUCAUCUUCGUCGAGGGGAGACCGAAGGCGACGAUGAUUCCGAAGAGACAUGGGACGCAUUGGACGACGACGAUGACGAUCAAAUUUCAACCACUACCCCCAUGACUGCACCUACAGCGAGCACCGCAAAACAGACCGAGUCGGAAGAAGUGGUCAAGCUCCCCUUUAGCCGCAAGCGCGCCGCGUUCCACUGCCUCAAACAAGCGAUCAAGCACUCGUACGACUCGUGGCGCAUGUGGUACAACUACAUGAUCGUCGCCGUCGACGUCGGCGAGCUCUCCGAGGCCUGUCGCGCCCUAACCCGUAUCACUGAGAUGCGUAUCGCCAAAGAUGGGGAAGGGGCGAUCGAUCUCGAAGUGCUCGAAAGGUUGGUCGACGCCGUGACGCGUCAAUUGGACGAUGAACCGGAUCAAGCGCAAUCCUCCACCCCUUACGUGAACCCCAACUCGGGUAAAGGUCUUCUUCCCCGCGUCGAACGCUUAAUCGACACGACGAUCCUGCCCCAUUGCUCUAGCUCUGCUCGAGUUUUCCUCGCCCGUGCCCGAUUGUACCUCUUCCAAUCAGACUAUGCAGGUGCGUUGGAUUGCCACCUCAAAGCCUAUCGCGCAGUCGUAGGCUCCGACGAAUCCAUCACGCACGACAAGAAGGCUUUCCUCGCCGCCACGACGCGAGUCGAAGAGGUCGUCACGAUGUUGGAGAACCUUGGACCGAAGAGUAAAGCCGAUGGUGAGCUCGUGGCCAAGGAUUGGAAAUUCCAGGCGAGGUCGAUCGUGAGAACUUUUAUGGGGCGGACGAGGGAUUCGUUCGGGGACGAAAAGGCGUUCGAAAAAGUCAAAGAUCUGUUGCAGGACCUGAAGGGAUAG
Molecule: messenger RNA, 2916 nt
Organism: Microbotryum saponariae
Lineage: Eukaryota; Fungi; Basidiomycota; Microbotryomycetes; Microbotryales; Microbotryaceae
Source: the annotation of a GenBank genome assembly